CGAUUAACUAAUUCUUUGGUAAUUCCAUUAGGCCACCCUAUACUAUACUAUAUAUAUACACACACACUACCACCAUUUGUUCGAGCUUCUGUUGUAUUUAGGAUACCAUUAUUCCUGCUUCGUGCUUGUGCAUCUUUAAUCAGCAGUUUUUCUCUUCUUUUCCUUUCAUUUCUGAGUGCUAAUAUUAAGAUAACGUGAUGUGCUUUUCAACAUCAGUAAAGUGCUUCCAAAUAAAGAGGCAACUGCCGGAGCUAAUUCGUCCGGCAAGUCCAACACCACACGAAAUUAAACUCUUAUCCGACAUUGAUGACCAAAAUGGUCUACGAUAUCAUGAAUCCAUGGUAAGCUUUUACAAAAGAAGAGGGGAUCAAGAUACUAGUAAUCGUAGCAAGGAAGAAGAUCCUGUAAAAGUAAUUAAAGCAGCUCUGGCUGAGACAUUAGAGUCUUAUUACCCAUUCGCCGGGCGAGUAAUAGAAGCACCAAAAGAGAAACUGGCGGUAGAUUGCACCGGUGAGGGCGUGAUGUUUAUCGAGGCGGAUGCCGAUGUGACGCUAGAAGACUUCGGCGACGAGGUUCGACCACCAUUCCCAGGCUUUGACGAGUUAUUGUAUGAUGUUCCUGGCUCUAGUGAAAUUCUCCACGCUCCUUUGCUCCUUGUGCAGGUGACACGUCUCCGAUGCGGAGGUUUCAUCUUCGCCCUCCGUUUCAAUCACGCAAUUUCAGAUGGUGCGGGCAUCGCACAAUUUCAAAAGGCCGUGGCCGAAAUCGCAAGAGGAGCCUCAGCCCCAUCGGUAACUCCGGUAUGGAUGAGACAGCUUUUGAACGCAAGAGACCCUCCGGGAAUAACUUCCAUCCACCGGGAAUACGACGCCACCCCCUACUCGAACACGAAAACACAAGAUCCAUUCGCGUCACAUAAAGACUUGGUCGAAAGAUCGUUCUUUUUUGGCCCGGGGAAAAUCUCCGCAAUACUGACCUUUCUUCCGGCUAACCUCCGCCUCAUGUGCUCCGAUUUUGAUGUCCUCACCGCAUGCCUUUGGCGAUACCGGACACGUGCCCUCCAAACCAGCCCAGAAAAGGAAGCCAAAGUCAUGUUUGCUGUGAACGCCCGUUCCCGGUUUAAUCCACCUUUGCCAAAAGGGUACUACGGUGUGGCAUUUGCCACACCCGUGGCGGUUACCACGGUUGAAGAACUGAUCAAAAACCCGCUCGAGUACACGGUGGAGCUGGUGAUGAAGGCUAAAUCGGAAGUGACAGGGGAGUACAUGAAGUCGGUAGCCGACCUGAUGGUUCUGAAAGGGCGACCGGCACAUGUGGUGGAAUCGGCAUUCUUAGUUUCGGAUUUGAGAAGGCUUGGAUUCGAUCAGGUGGAUUUCGGGUGGGGGGAACCGGUUUACGCAGGGAUAGCCGAACUUCCGACGGAGCUGAGAGAACAAGGAAGGGGAGAAAGGGAUCAAUGUUCAUCUUUGCUUACCAAAACUUGCCAUGGAAGGGGAGAAAGGGAUCAAUGUUCAUCUUUGCUUACCAAAACUUGCCAUGGAAAGGUUUACUGAAGAGAUUAACGGGUUAGGUUGGUGAAAAUUACCUUGAAGGGUGUACAUAUUGGUCGUUGAAAACACCUCCCCAGAAAAAUUAAACGUGUGGCUACAAGGUAAAAUGUGAUUAAGGUAGCAUGCCCAACAAUACAGUAUCUUAAUAAAUAAUUACUUGAAGUUUGAUAUGUACUAAAAAUAAUACAAAUACUAUAGCCCACUGGAUUUAAAAAAAAAACAAAAAGAGUAUUAACUCACAUUGACUUUUGGCACUGAUGUUUUUGGGAGAAGCUGUUUAUUUAAGAAAGGAG
Oldenlandia corymbosa var. corymbosa is the source of this 1843-nucleotide messenger RNA. Lineage: Eukaryota; Viridiplantae; Streptophyta; Magnoliopsida; Gentianales; Rubiaceae. The record is from the annotation of a GenBank genome assembly.